Staurois parvus is the source of this 310-nucleotide messenger RNA. The record is from the annotation of a GenBank genome assembly. NCBI's taxonomy places the organism in Eukaryota, Metazoa, Chordata, Amphibia, Anura, Ranidae.
UCAGCUGUGUCCAAUCACAGCUGAUCACUGAUGAUCAGUGUGCCCUGAUGAUCUGUGUAGCCCCAGCAGUGCCACCUGUUAGUGUCCAUCAGUGCCAGCUGUCAGUGCUCAUCCAUGCCACCUGCCAGUGCCCAUCAGUGCCUACCAGUGCACAUCAAUGCCACAUAUCAGUGCCCAUCUGAGCUGCAUUUUAGUGCCACCUAUCAGUGCUGCCAAUCAGUGCCAGUCAUUGCCACCUAUCAGUGUGCAUCAGUGCCGCCUAUCAGUGCCAUAUAAGAGUGCUGCCUUUCAGUGCCCAUCAAUGAUGCCU